UUGAUUUACUUUUGAAUCAAAUAUGUUUAAGAAGUCUGAGCUUACUUUUGGGGCAUAUAGAAGGAUGGAAUGAUUGGUGUGUCUCAGUUGUAAUUUCCUCUGAACCUUUUGUGCUCAACGGCAAAUGAAUCGAGUGUUUCUGAUGGGUUCAAUCUAAAGGCUUCUUCCCUAGGUUCUUUUGUUGUUAGUCGAUGUCUUAUUUUUGAAUCAUACUCUUUAUCAUUUAUUAUAGCUCCUCCUUAUUGCCCAUAUGUUCAAUAUUAACUGGAAUUUUCCUUGAUGGUAUUGAAAUUGUACGCUCCUUCUACCAGAAUUAACAGAUCUGUGGAUUCUUCUCUGCCUAUCAUGGUAAAGAGCCCUUUGUAGGGGAGCUUUCUGGCUUAUGGUUUUUUCGGUGCUUCAAACUCUUAAGAUUGCUGGUACAAGAUGGUUAAUGCCACUAAAGGAUUGUUCAUAUCCUGUGACAUACCCAUGGCGCAAUUCAUUAUCAAUUUGAAUUCUUCUUUGCCUGCUUCGCAGAAGUUCAUUAUUCAUGUUAUGGAUAGCACUCACCUCUUUGUACAACCCCAUGUUUCUGAAAUGAUACGAAGUGCUAUUGCUGACUUUAGAGACCAGAAUUCCUAUGAGAAGCCGAAUUGAUUCAGUUUUCUUUCCUUUUCUUUAUAUCAUGGAGGAGUUAUUGAGACAUGCAUACAUCUCAUAAGCACUUACUUUAACUUGUAUUUUUAGCAAUUUCGUUAUUCUCAUAUGUCAGAUGCAAAGAACAGCUCUUUUUUCUGAAGUCAAAGCGUCCUCUUGUAAGAACUUUUGUUGCUUUUCUCAAUACGUGUUUUUCAGUGGAGUUCUUCAAAUGGCCAGUUGAACUUUCAUAAUGUCAAUUAGAUUUGAUGAUCUCA
Hevea brasiliensis (rubber tree) is the source of this 896-nucleotide messenger RNA. RefSeq names its product general transcription and DNA repair factor IIH subunit TFB5. NCBI's taxonomy places the organism in Eukaryota, Viridiplantae, Streptophyta, Magnoliopsida, Malpighiales, Euphorbiaceae. Gene Ontology annotation, biological process: transcription initiation at RNA polymerase II promoter; nucleotide-excision repair, preincision complex assembly; nucleotide-excision repair. The transcript has 3 exons. Gene Ontology annotation, cellular component: transcription factor TFIIH holo complex; transcription factor TFIIH core complex. The record is from RefSeq and is a predicted model, not a curated record. The coding region runs from base 427 to 639 and encodes 70 amino acids.